Messenger RNA from Arachis ipaensis, 894 nucleotides. NCBI's taxonomy places the organism in Eukaryota, Viridiplantae, Streptophyta, Magnoliopsida, Fabales, Fabaceae. The record is from RefSeq and is a predicted model, not a curated record.
AUGCAGCAGGGUUUUUUGCAUGGAUCUAAAAACCGGACCGGACUAACUGGUUCAACCGGUUCAACCGAAAACCGGCAAAGAAGACGGUCCGGGAAAAUCAAAGAAGCCAAAACGCGUCUUAUACUCUUAUCCAUCUCCUUCCUUAUUCCAUCGAGCAAACACGCCCAGCCUCAACCAAGGGAAAAACCACCGCCGCCACCACCGCCGCAAGGAGGAGCUGUCUUUGCCGCCGUCCGUCGAAGUCAGGGGCUUGUCUCCUCGAGUCUUCGUGCGUCGCAAUCAGGGGAGUUUCUUCCAAGUCUUCAAUCUGUUCGCAGUCACAAGUCGCAGGCGCGCCGUUUCUCCCCCGAGCUCGGUGGCCGUCGUCUUGUCGCCGUUGUCUGUCGCCAUCUGUCGCAGUCAGGGGUUUGUCUUCUCGAGUCUUCGUGCAUCGCAGUCAGGGGAGUUCUCCAAGUCCUCGAUCUGUUCGCAGUCCCCGUCGCAGGCGCGCUGCUUCUUCCUCGUGCUCGGCGGCCGUCAUCUUGUCGCCGUCGUCUGUCGCCAUCCGUCCUCCUCAGCGAUCGAAGGUUGGUGAUCAUGAUAGGAAAUACAGGGAAGCUUAGGAUUAAAAAUGGAUUGGGAGAUUGCAGACUCGACACUGCAGUUUUGAUAAUGCCAUUUCCAGCAAGCUUCCAAUUUGUUUAUGUAGUUUGUGUCUCUACUUGUCAAUUGUUGUAUAUAUGAAUGUGUGAUAUAUGAUGUUUGUCUCUCUGUUCUCUCUUCCUUUUUACCUUUUGUUGAUUGUGGUAGAGUUGUUUGCCUAUGUUUAUUCACUAAAGUAUCUGUAUUUUGAUAAGAUCAUAUGGCUGGCUUUGGAUGAUGACAUUUUAUGUAAUAUUUUAAAUUUAGAAGAUA